Molecule: messenger RNA, 753 nt
Organism: Propithecus coquereli (Coquerel's sifaka)
Lineage: Eukaryota; Metazoa; Chordata; Mammalia; Primates; Indriidae
Gene: CXCL11
Product: chemokine (C-X-C motif) ligand 11
Exons: 4
Coding region: 112-414 (100 amino acids)
Biological process (GO): neutrophil chemotaxis; cellular response to lipopolysaccharide; antimicrobial humoral immune response mediated by antimicrobial peptide
Cellular component (GO): extracellular region
Molecular function (GO): chemokine activity; CXCR chemokine receptor binding
Source: RefSeq, a predicted model, not a curated record
UAUAUACCAAUUAAGAAUUUCCUUUCAUGUCCAGCAUUUCUACUCUCUCCAAGAAGAGCAUCAAAGCUGAAGGAGAAGCAGCAGCAGGAACAGCAGCAGCAAUAAACAAACAUGAUUGUGAAGGGCAUGGCUAUAGCCUUGGCUGUGAUAUUCUAUGCUACAGUUGUUCAAGGCUUCCCCAUGUUCAAAAGGGGACGUUGUCUCUGCAUAGGCCCAGGAGUAAAAGCAGUGAAAGUGGCAGAUAUUGAGAAAGCCUCCAUAAUUUACCCAAGUAACAACUGUGACAAAACAGAAGUGAUUAUAACCCUGAAAGCACAAAAAGGACAUCGAUGCCUAAAUCCCAAAGCGAAGCAAGCAAGCCUGAUAAUCAAGAAAGUUGAAAGGAAGAAUUUUUUAAAAUAUCAAAAUGUAUAAAGUCCUGGAAAAGAGGAUUUAAAAACCUAGAACAAGUUUAACUGUGACUACUGAAACAAGAAUUCUGCCAUAAGAAACUGACUUUCUCCUUCUUGUUCCAACAUACAUUCAUCCGUUUCUAGGUCUAACCUAGAACGUAGAACCUUCAAGAAAAUGUGAUGUUUAUAACCAUUCUGCUGUGACUAUGAAAACAUUUCUGUAUCUGAUCUAUGUUCCAUAUUACUAUCUGUGGUUACAAUGGAGACAUUAACGUUAUUACUGGAGUAAAGCCCUUAUGGGUCAAAACCAUCCGUGUGUGCUAAAACAUUCCUCAAAUAAUUUUUCCUGCAAAUACACAUU